AUCGGUCAAACGCCACAGUAACCUCGUGUUAUUUCACUAUUUAGAUUAACAGGCGAUUUAGGCCGAGUGAGGGGAAACCUUUGGGUCCAUGUUUCCUUUCAGCAGCAGUGAAUCGCCUGCUUAUUCAAAUGAGAACAUCAAGCAGAUGACUGAAGUGUUAUGCUCAAACGCUGAAUCUCAGCAUCCUACACACACACACACACACACACACACACACACACACACACACACACACACACACACACACACACACACACACACACACACACUGGAGCUCCGCCACAGCCUGCAGCUGCAUUGACGGUAAACAGAACAAGGUAGCGCAUGGGCAGCCAGCAGGGAAUUAUUCCACAUCGCAUCACAUCCCUGAGCAUACAUGGCGCCCUCACACACCGAGCCAUGAAUUUAACGCACAGGCUGACGGGGUAGCUGCAAAUUUCUCCAUCCUUCCUUUUUUUUUUUCUUUUUGCAGCCAUCAUCUUUUGCGUCGGUGUGCAUCACUGGGGGAGAAUCAGCGCACAUUGCUACAGUAGGUACCAUCAUUUUGUGAAGUCAAGACGAUGGAUGUGGCUUUAUCCGGAUCUUUUCCUGCAAAAAUCGGCAGACGAGCGCGAUUUUUUAUUCCAACCGCAUACACAUCUUCUGCAGGGUGCAAGGUGUCUUUGAAAAGGGAAGCGACGGACCUCUGGAGGAAAUGAGAAGAAAGGUCUAUUUUGACUCACGCCUGUCGAGAUGGAGGCAUCAUUAAGAAGACCUUUACAUUCCAGAUCAAACACGCCUCAUUAGAUCAUUGUUAUUCUGCGUAAGAGCAAAGAAACAUCCCUUAGCUGUGACCUGCAAACUUCUUUUGCCUAUGAGCACUGAAUCACAAAGAAGAUUGAUCCCACCGUCGACUCCAUGUAGGAACAGCUCCCUCCGAUUCCCACAGCCUCGACUUGUGCUUGGAUUUCAGCAUUCAGUCAAAUCCACCAGGACAGAGUAUGCCAUCUGCACCUUUUCACAGAAUCCUACGACCCCUUCUGCUCGGCACUUUCAUUCUGGGAUGCUUUGUGACUCUGUUUUUGAUGUAUUUUAAACCAUCCACAAGCUGGUUAUCUGGUCCCGUAGAGUCGACAGUAUCCACAGAUCGGGUCAAGGCCCUCUUCUCCACCAGGAGCGAUAAAAACGUGACCACUGUGCUGAUCUGGCUCUGGCCGUUCGGACAAACCUAUGACCUGGGUGUGUGCAGCUCUCUCUUCAACAUCGAGGGCUGUUUCAUCACAGCGGACAGGAACCUCUUUAACAAGUCAGAUGGGGUCGUCAUCCAUCACCGGGAUAUCUGCACUGACCUGUCUAACCUGCCCCCAGUCCAGCGACCGUCCUUCCAGAAGUGGAUAUGGAUGAACUUGGAGUCGCCGUCGCACUCCUCCCAGCUGCCUGGGAUCGAGAACAUGUUCAAUCUGACUCUCAAUUACCGUCAGGAUGCUGACAUCGAAGUGCCUUAUGGGUCCAUCGUAGCAGCGGAGGGCGAUGAGGACUUCGUCCCACCCAGCAAAAACAAGCUGAUCUGCUGGAUUGUGAGCAACUGGAACCAGGAACACGUGCGAGUGAAAUACUACAAUGAGCUGUACAAACACAUUGAGGUGCACGCGUACGGACAAGCCUUUGGGGAGUACAUCGCCGACCAAGACUACUUCCCCACCAUGGCAAGCUGUAAGUUCUACCUGGCCUUUGAAAACUCGAUCCACAAGGACUACAUUACUGAAAAACUCUACAACCCGCUCUCUGUGGGGACCGUGCCAGUGGUUCUUGGCCCGCCCAGGCAGAACUACGAGAACUUUAUCCAGGGAGACGCCUUCAUCCACGUGGACGACUUCACCUCGCCCAAGGAGCUGGCUGAUUACCUGCUGCUCCUGGACAAGAACGAGGAAAUGUACCUCAGAUACUUUGAGUGGCGGCGGCACUUUAAAGUAAAGAAGGCCUAUUUCUGGGCAGAGCACACAUGCCUGGCUUGUGAUUACCUGCGUAGGCACAAAGAAUACAAGUCAUUCAAUAACCUUGACAAGUGGUACUGGGGUGGGUAGUGCUGUGAAGGGCUAUGCAGUGCUUGUUUUGGUAUUGAAGGCAGCGCUUUAAGAGUUUUGUCCUUCGGUUAACAUGACGGUUCAUUACUGUUUUGUCCUAAGCUCCCAAAUGAUUUUUCAUUUUGUUCAGAGGCCCAGUGAGACAUGCAUCUUGUUUUUUAAAUUUGCAAGCCAGUUUUGCUCAGCCUUAUUUGCCUUGUGUUAUUCAUUUUUUAUUUAUUUUAAAUGGAUUAUAAAUGCACUUCAUUGUUAUUGUUAUUUCCACCUUUACUUUGCUUAAAAUGCCCACAUUUGCUGCUAUUUUUUAUUUAUGUUUUGUUCCAUUAUUAGUAUGAAUGAGUGAGGGGUUAGGAUUUUAUAUUCCUGUUUUAACUGAUAUGUUUCAUGGUGCAAGCUUAUUUUUUUACCCCUUAAAUACCACCUUUUCAAACAAUGGCACACAGCAGACAUGGGAAUAUCGUUAGCUGCAGAAGGAGACUGGCAUAUAAAGAGAAAAUAUUUAUGUAAUAUUUAUUAAAGUGAGGCAUUAUAUGAUAAAAAAAAAAACAAUCUCAUCAGUGCUAGUGAUGCAGUCACCUAUGCAGUGUUUACUGAACUCAAAUGUGAAAGUAGUUCAAUCGUGUCAUGUACAUAUGGUGUAUUUUUGGAAAUAUGCAUCCAUCCUUUUUUUCAAUAUUUUUCUGAGUUUGCAUUUGUACUCCUAAUGUAACUAUUUUAACAUACUGUAAGAAAGACAUACUGCCAUCAGGUUACGUGGCUGUAAAUGGCAUAUGCUGAUCAGUAUGACGGUAGUUUCUGGCAGCAGAUUUGACUCUGCUCUGUGAGAGAGAAUUUUCUAUUUUAAUCAGAUUGUGAAUUGUUCAUUGUCACAUGUGAUGUGUCACGGAGCAGUCAGAUCCCAUGUGGAUGAUGAUAAUACAGCACAGAACCAUUGUACUGCAAUAUGAAACUCCCACACAGCACAUUAUGUUGCAGUAUGAUUUCAUCUACUGAAGUCUGUAAUUUAGAGUUGAAUACAAAGAUAGGAAAGAGCACAAAAUGAACACCAUCCUCAUACCGUUGAUUAAGCUAUCUUACUGUGUGUACUGUACAGUCAUCCCACAAUGUGACCUUGCGUAUUUACACUGACUUUGUUUUCAAUCAUUUCAAGCAUGUGUUGCCAUGUGGGUGAGGUGAAUGUGAAUAAGGACGACUACAGAUCUGCCCAAAUGUUUGGGACCUGUUAAGAGAAAUGUCAACAGUUCUCAGUUACUGUAGGAUCAUCCAUAUUUCUGUUUUGAAUCAUCACUCCGCAGUGUUGUUCUGGGAGAUAGAGGUUGCAUGUGAAAAAUGCUUUUCUGUUUACACUCCUGUUUACAGUUGUGUGGCUUGCCAGCCAACCUACACCACUCAAGAUCACACUACUCAGCAUCUGUAGAUAUACCACAUUGCUUUUAAAUGUUGUCACAACAGCCAAUCCACGAACAAUGCAUCUUAUCAGCACUCAGCAGCUAUUGACAGUAUGGUUACGUUUUUAAAGAAAUUAACUGCGCAAAACUAUGUCAACAUUUUAUGCAAGAUGAGCCGCCGUCUUCUUGGUCAGAUACUCAAACAUGUUUCAGGUUAUUAUUAUUUUGAUAUGUCUUCACUUUAAAGGGACCAUUGAUGUAAAUUCGGAUGAAUUCACUUAUUUUUCUUACUGAAUAUGGUUCCAGAUGCCAUAUUGAGAGCUGUGCAUAAACCUUGUAGUGAACUGAAUCAUCAUCUGGAUCAAACCAGCCCACUGACACAGAUCAUUCCUGUUUGUUCACCAGACUGAGAGAGCUCCUGCAGUGUUUGCAUCAUUGAGAAAAGAGACAAUGUGCUGUAUAUAUUUUUAAUGUUCAAAUCUUGAUAACAUGCAAGUGUUGUGAUGCGGUGAAUGUGACUUCGCUGCAUCUUUAUAAGUAAUGUUGGUGCUUUAAAAGGCUGUGAAUCAAGGCAUAAGGAGAGGAACACUUGAAAAGAAUGACAGCGUCAGAAACAAUGGUUUUAGUGUUGUGAGGUGGAUGGUUUCAUCAAGGCAGACCGUUUUACACUGAUGUUUUUUUUUGGUUUUUUUUGAGUAGAUGGUUAUCCUUUUGGCAUGACUUAAUUGAAACAGUCGUGCCAAAAUGCAGCAGAGAUUUAUAUCUUUUAUUAAUGUGGAGUUUUGUGACUCACUGUGCUGAUGCCUGUCUUAGAUGGAGAUGUUGUGAAUUCAGAAACUGUCAACCAAGGCCUCGGCUGCCCCACAUAUUACUUAUGAAACUGCCACUCAUGGUUUCAUAUUGUACAGUCCAAUCUCAUGUAUGAAAACAAAGGUUUCUUGUCCAAUGUGGUUGGUGACUUUAAGGAACAAAUGAUAUGAGUUUUUUGUGUCGUCUGUCUCUAUCAUCUUCUGUCCCUCUCUCUCUCUCUCUCUCUCUCUCUCUAUUUUUGCACAAAAACAAACAUGAAGAGCCUUGUCUUCUCUGAACCCUGUCUGUGUGUGUAACAGCACCAGAGAGUUAACCAGGAUGUCUCUGAAUACUGUCUGACCUGGCUCUGAGUUUGCUGGAGUCUUUUAAACACUGAAUAUAAAGUGGGAUGAAAUCUUUGUGUGUGACUGAACAUGAAGAUUUCACCAGCGAUGUUCAAUUUCUGCCAGUUCACUGAAAUGAUCAGUGAGUCAAUCAGUACAAGUUUUUUGCCAAAUCAUUGUAUUUUGCCAAAUGUUGUGUUUUAACUGUAGAUGUCUGAUAGUGUCAAAGAAAAUAAAGAUAUUGAUAAGUGAGAAAAACUU
Molecule: messenger RNA, 4845 nt
Organism: Notolabrus celidotus (New Zealand spotty)
Lineage: Eukaryota; Metazoa; Chordata; Actinopteri; Labriformes; Labridae
Gene: fut9a
Product: fucosyltransferase 9a
Exons: 3
Coding region: 981-2063 (360 amino acids)
Cellular component (GO): membrane
Molecular function (GO): alpha-(1->3)-fucosyltransferase activity
Source: RefSeq, a predicted model, not a curated record